AUGGCCCAAGAAGGUGGCAAUGAUGAAGAAAAGUGGUGGCUGUGCAUCGACAAGACUGGAACACUAUGCAGAACAAAAAAUGUUGUAAGCGAUCCAGCAUGCAUGGUGAUCAUGGAACCCAACUCCGGAAACCAGGACUGGACCAACAAGUACUGGACCACCCAUAUCAUUGGAGCUGCAUCUGGAGCUACCGUCUAUAAAGCUUCCUUCUAUCCGGACUUCGAGACUUUGGAAGCUUUGCCUGAUUACGAAACCUUUGUAGCCAUCAAAGUCUUCAAGGCCAAACAAACAACUGAGAUACAGAAGCUGAAGCAAGAACUCCAACACAGUGCCUUUCUUGCUGGUCAUCCUCACCCCAACAUAAUCCGAAUCAAAACCGAAUUCGCUGUCGGUGAUAAUCUUUAUGUCGUGAUGCCUUUCAUGGCUUGGGGUUCCCUUCAAUCCAUUAUAUCUUCUCGCUUCCCAGAGGGUUUUCCCGAAGAAUGCGUCCGCAUAGCUCUCAGAGAAACCCUAAAGGGCUUAUCAUAUAUCCAUCGGAUGGGCCAGCUUCAUAAAAAUGUGGACGCCAGGUACAUCUUUCUUUGCCCAUAUACGCCAGCUAUAAAGCUCGCCUUUGCAGCAUCCCUCUACGAACAAAAUACCAACUUCCUUGGUCAUGGACCCUCUUAUGCCAUGCCUCACUGUAUGUGGCCAGCACCCGAGGCCAGUCUGAAUUACACUAGCAAGGCUGACGUAUGGCUUGUUGGCAUCACUGCAUUGCAGCUGGGAUAUGGACUAAGAGUAGCCAAUCAUAACAGUAUGGUUGCCAUGGUCAAGAAUUUGAGAGGAAAUUACCCAAUGGAAGACCAAAAGUUCUCCAAAUCUUUUAAGCAUUUGGUGGCCCUAUGCCUAGAUCCAAACCCAUCAAGACGGCCACAGCCAGACCAGCUGCUAAGGCAUAGAUUCUUCGGUAACUGUCAGGAUGUUUGUUACUUUUCAAAUAUGGUAAAGCCACCAGAACAACAGAAUGGAAGAAAUUUGGAGGUACGAAGAUCAUGA
Molecule: messenger RNA, 1038 nt
Organism: Vitis vinifera (wine grape)
Lineage: Eukaryota; Viridiplantae; Streptophyta; Magnoliopsida; Vitales; Vitaceae
Product: serine/threonine-protein kinase BLUS1
Exons: 1
Coding region: 1-1038 (345 amino acids)
Biological process (GO): protein phosphorylation
Molecular function (GO): protein serine/threonine kinase activator activity; ATP binding; protein kinase activity
Source: RefSeq, a predicted model, not a curated record